AUGAUAUCUUAUCAUCGUGCACAGGCGUGCACACUGCAGGGCCUGCUGCGAACGAUGCUCGAGCUGGCGGUGGGCGUGGGCGUGGGCGUGAGCAUGGCUGUACACGGCGCGAAACACUACUCUGCUCUCUCCUCUCCUCUCUUUGGGCGGCUCCGGGGGCCCGUCGCGGUGGGUGCCCGAUGGCCGACCCCAGUGCAGGUGGCGCAAGCUGGCUCGGGUGGUGAGCGAGCAUCCGCUGCCCCAAGUCUGUCCAAGUGGAGCCCGCAGUUACAGUGUGUAGUAGUGGUACCCAAGCAACAACGCCCGUUGGAAGCAGCCUGUCUGUCGCUUUUGCUCCUCUUCCUCCCCCACACUCCCCCUUCGCUCGCCCGCCGCACCGCCUUGCAUACCCGCCUCACACUGCGCCAGAAUUCCCGCCCGCAACAAAGGUGGCCGUCCACCGUCUCUACCUACCGUCCAGCGUCCAGCGUCUACCGUCCCCAAUCGCCGUGCCUGCCCGCGCCUGUUGCCCGCCGCGCCCGACUCUGCCCAUCCCUCGACCCCCAUCACGACGUCGCUGCCCACCAGCCCGCCGCCGCCCACGGGCGCAUCACAUCCUCUGCUGCCCCGCCUGCCGCCCCCAUGACGCGCAACGACGCUGCCGUCGAUCGCCAUGGCUCCGCCGAGAGCUCGUGGAGCUCGCGCUCGGCUGACACCGUACGGCCCUACGCACGCGGCGUGCAUCGCGGCACCCCCGUGACGGUCAAGACGACUAAGGACCCGAACCAGCCCCGUGCUUUUGUUUCGUCUGGUCUGCUCUGCGACAAGGCAGACGACCGCUGGGCAGCCUGCGCGCACUGUGCGUCCUCGAUGGCUCGUCCUGUCGUCUGCCCCUCGUUGGUCAGGUCGCAGAGCCUCGACAAUGCGCCCCACGCGUCUGUCGCUGCUGCUGGGUCGGCUGCCAAGUCGUGGCUGUUGUAUCUGUCUCUCGUCUGCCGUUUCGAGCUCUUGCUCGAGCACACCCCGUCACGGCCAACCGCCAAUGUCCUAGCCCAGCCUUUCAUCGAAAAGGAGUCAGAGAUCUCGCCUGGCACCCUUCCCCCCGCCCCUCCCCCAAAAGACACUUCCCAUCGUUUGCGAAAGCCUCCCCAUUGGGACCCGCCCCCACCGACCCAUACGCUUGGAGACCACCGGAAACAGCUGGCUGUGUUGGAACCCUCGGGGAUCAGAUUGCCGUCUAUAUCGCGCAAUCCACCCACAGCCUCGAGCAUCCCGCAGCAGACUGCGCCCUGGGCCGCUACGCCAAACGGACCCAACAUGUCGAACAACAGUGUGUGGAGCAGCUUCUUCAAUGACUCCAACGAGGACGUCGCGCAGCUUUCGCCAGGAUUUCAACGCCCUGGGACGGAUGGCAGGGAAGACAGCAUGGGCUUUCCACUCAAAGACGACCGACGCCCGUCCGUCGCAAGUGCUACUACUAUCAGCAGCACUGGCUCCAAAUCAAGCAUCAGCCGUAGUUUUCACAAGAGACUGAAGAAUGUGUUUGGCGAGGACUUUCCAGCUGAUGGCCGACAAAGCUCGGAAACCAGCUUGCCAUACACGGGGGAUACGCAGUCGCUGCGUGGGCAGAGGAAUCGCGGAAAUUCCUUGAACAACACCAUUGGCAGUGGCCACCACUCUCGCCCCGCUUCACCAACCAACUCGCGCCCACGCACCCCACAGCCCUCUUCAGAAGUCACGCCCUGGGACUUCCAGGAAUCCAAGGACGUGCCGACCCCCGGCGAGAAUGGAGGCAGACGCUCUUCUGAUGUGCAGAUUGGCAAGGCGAGCAACCGCGCGCACAAGCUACACGUAAGACUACCAGGCCAUAACCAUCGAUCAAAAGGCAGCAAAGAAGAGAAUAAAGUGUCUGAAGCCCAAGCCCUACCACAACCACAACCCCAGGCACAGGGACAGGCACAGGCACGUACAGACAUCAGCCAGCCGUACCCCCUGGGACGACCUGCCACCAGUCGCGAAGAGUCAGCCUACAGCAUCCGCCAGAACCAAAACCAGCAGUACCCCUCGGCGUUGAGCUCAGCUUUCGCUUCCAAGAUCAGUCUGCCUGGACGUCCAUCGAGCCCGACACCAAGCUCUCUCUCUGACAUAACGCGAGACAACCCAUCAGCACAAAGGUCCCCAAGUGUUGCCAAGUCAUCACACGGUCUGUUUGCGCGGUUGCGCGGGAAAGACAAGACCAAGGACAAGACAGAUCUAGUAGCGACACCAGAGUAUCUGAAGACACUAGUGAAUUCAAGUACUGCAUCUGCCGUCUCAUUGCCUCCCUCGAUCAGUUCGACACGAGUGCCGAGGCCAGAGCCCCCACCGAUGAGCAAACGACAGCCGACUAAUUUUGCCAUGGAGGACAAGGUUUCUGCCAACAACACCCGAAGAGCGCCACAUCAUCGCCUGCCAACCUUCAGGAAAACCCCGCGCAUGCCUACCGGUGAGGGCCCAACCGGCAAGGACCCUAAUGAGGCCGUCAUGAGUACCGCUGGCAAUGAUGCCGUCUUCUGGUUAGACCAAAAUCUGAAUGAUAUGGAGGGCAUUGUCAAUCCACAACAGCCACCUAUGACUCCCCCUGUGGGCGAGCUACAGAAACAGCCUACGCUCCCUGGAGAUGACAUUCCACCGCCUGGAGCUGACGAUGAUGGCACUGCAGCGUGGGAUGCCCCAGAUUCUUGGGCCGUGAAACGGAUGAAGGACGAGAUGGACCGCCUCGGCGAGCUGGACGAGUCUGGUGAACGGCUAAAGGAAGACAGUGAUACGAAGACGUACUGCCUGCGCAUUUUCCGCGUGGAUUCUACUUUUGCAACACUCUCGGCUACUCUGGCUACCACUGUCCAGGAGAUUAUACAGAUUUUGGGCAAGAAGACGGUGCUCCAGGAUGAGCUUGACAACUACCACAUUGUGUUACGAAAACAUGACACUUCAAGACAACUGGAAAGUAAUGAGCGACCUUUGCUUAUCCAAAAACGAUUGCUCGAGCAAGCCGGAUAUACCGACAAUGACCGGCUCGAGGAUGUCGGACGAGAAGACAACAGCUAUCUGUGCAGGUUCACCUUCCUCCCUGCCAAGAUGAGCGGUUACUCCAGUCUGGAGCGAGACCCUGGAUUUAGUAAGAUGCAAAAGUUUAGCCAUAUCGAUCUUCAGGGACGUAAUCUGAUUACGAUUCCCAUCACGCUGUACCAGAAAGCCACCGAGAUCAUAUCCCUCAACCUGUCGCGUAAUCUCUCCCUCGACGUACCCAAGGACUUCAUCCAGGCUUGUACCAAUCUCCGAGAAAUCAAAUACACCAGUAACGAUGCUCGCCGCUUACCGCCGAGUCUGAGCUUGGCCAGUAGGCUGACCAUGUUGGACAUUUCGAACAACCGUCUGCAGUCGCUCGACUCAGCCGAAUUGCACAAGCUGCAGAGUCUACAGGGGCUUCGAUUAUCCAACAAUGGCUUGACAAGGCUGCCCCCAUACUUUGGCCAAUACCGCGCACUUCGCAGUCUGAACCUGAGCUCUAACUCGUUGAACGAAUUCCCAGACUUCUUGUGCGAGGUGCGAACACUAGUUGAUCUCGACAUUAGCUUCAACUCGAUAUCCAGUCUACCCAAAAUCGGCCAGUUGACGUGCUUGGAGCGACUCUGGGCAACCAACAAUAAGCUGACGAGCAGCUUCCCGUCGACUUUGAGCAAUCUCGUCAACUUACGUGAGAUCGAUGUGCGAUUCAACGCGCUAGACAGCAUGGACGUCAUGUCUCAGCUACCAAGGCUGGAAUACCUCAUGAUUGGACACAACUCGAUUUCUGCAUUUGAGGGCUACUUCCCCAAGAUUCGGGUACUGCAUAUGAACCACAAUCCCGUCACUCGCUUCAGCCUCACACAACCCGUGCCAUCGUUGUCGGUACUAAACCUCGCUUCUGCGAAGCUGGCGCAACUUCCUGAAGACCUCUUCUCAAAAUUGACCGGUCUUACAAAGUUGAUACUCGACAAGAACCACUUCUCCUCGCUCUCAAACAACAUUGGUAUGCUGUUUAGACUAGAGCAUUUGAGUGUGGCCCGUAAUUCCCUCGACGUUUUGCCGGCUGAAAUUGGGAAGUUGGUAGAGCUCAAAUACCUGGACGUACGCGAGAACAAUCUCAGUGUACUCCCAUCAGAGCUGUGGUACGCGCGACGCUUAGAGACUUUGAACGUUUCGUCAAACAUACUCAACGCAUUUCCCAAACCUGGUACUUCACCGCCGCAGGUUCCGAAUGGUGAAGUAUCAAACUUGGAUGGCGCUACUCCGGCAUCAACACCAGGACUAGGGCCAAGCCCUAGCUUUGAAGAGCUCGGUAAAUUGGAGGACUUCCAAAAUCGCCGUCCUAGUCAGGCUUCUGGAGGACAGUUGGGAACCUCACCGGCUUCGUCACAGCGCAAGGCGUCAUUGGCUUCGUACAACUCUGCAAGCACUGUGCGCAAGCCAUCAUUGAAUUCCCGUGGGACCACUGAAGGAGUCUUGACACCCGGGACUAUCACGCCCAUGUCCCGUAAAGAUUCGACUCUCUCUAACAAAUUGGUCACAACGUUUGCGGGGUCCUUGCGACACGUGUUCUUGGCAGACAAUCGCCUUACAGAUGAUGUGUUUGACGAGCUGUGUCUGCUACCGGAGCUGCGGAUCGUAAAUCUGGCGUACAACCUCAUCUAUGAUGUCCCACCUCGCACCAUUCGCAGAUGGCAACAUUUGGCCGAACUAUAUCUGUCAGGCAAUGAUUUGACCUCUCUGCCAUCAGAGGACUUGGAAGAGGUCGGUUCGCUGAAGGUCCUCCACAUCAACAACAACAAGUUCCAGGUUCUGCCUGCCGAGCUGGGCAAAGUGGCGCAACUUGCCGUCUUGGAUGUUGCAAGUAACUCGCUAAAGUACAAUGUAUCAAAUUGGCCGUACGACUGGAAUUGGAACUGGAAUCACAAGUUGCGUUAUCUCAAUCUUUCGGGCAACAAGCGUCUCGAGAUCAAGCCCAGCGGCUCGUACAACGGUAGCGGCAUGAAUAUGCGAGAGGGCCGCGAUUUGACCGACUUUAGCUCUCUUACCAAUUUGAGAGUCUUGGGCUUGAUGGAUGUCACGAUGAUGGCACCCUCUGUACCAGAACAGUCGGAAGAUCGGAGAAUCCGUACAGCGGGCUCCGCCGUCGGUACCAUGGCAUAUGGCAUGGCGGAUUCGUUGGGCCGUAACGAGCACAUCUCGACCAUGGAUAUGGUUGUCCCACGAUUCCGCAGUCACGAUGACGAACAGUUGUUGGGGCUGUUUGAUGCCCAGCCGCUAGCCGGAGGAGGUUCAAAGAUUGCCAAGUAUCUUUAUGACCACUUCAAGAACCGGUUUGCAGAUGAGCUGGAGCGUUUGCGUCCGCAAGAGUCGCCAUCAGAUGCGCUAAGACGAGCUUUCUUGGGUCUGAAUAAAGAGCUGGCCACGGCGGCGUCACAGUCACUGGAUAAGAACGUGUACAAUGCGCCCGCACAGCCACGUACUGCUCUCCCUGAGCUUGGCGAUGACGAUCUUACCUCUGGCAGUGUGGCUACGGUGCUUUUUGUGAAGGAGAUGGAAUUGUACAUUGCAAACGUUGGUGAUGCGCAAGCGCUGCUCAUUCGAUCCGAGGGAGGCCAUAAGAUUUUGACCAAGAAGCACGACCCUGCCGAGCCUAGCGAAAGAGCUAGGAUACGUGAUGCGGGUGGCUUCGUUUCGCGGCAAGGAAAGCUCAACGACGUACUCGAGGUGUCGAGGGCGUUUGGAUACGUACAGAUGUCACCUUCUGUCAUCGCCUCGCCCCAUGUUCUCAAUCUCACCCUCGGCGACACAGAUGAGAUGGUAUUAGUGGCUUCUCGAGAGCUCUGGGAAUACCUGACGCCAGACUUUGCAGUUGAUGUUGCGAGAUCAGAACGCAAUGACCUUAUGCGUGCUGCUCAGAAACUGCGAGAUCUCGCAAUUGCAUUUGGUGCCACUAACAAGAUCAUGGUCAUGUUGCUGGGUGUGAGUGAUCUCAAGAGUAAACAGCGCGCACGAUAUCGCACGCAAAGUAUGUCAUUGGUUCCUGCCCCAGGCGGUGAGAUUGACUGGGGUGCCCAACGCAGGCCGGGCAAGAAGAGGAAUUUGGUCGGCGACUCGAAACUUGCGCGACUGGACAAUGAGGUCGAUGCGCCGACCGGUGAGGUCAGUUUGGUGUUUACGGAUAUCAAGAACUCGACUCUGCUAUGGGAGACAUAUCCAAUUGCCAUGCGAUCUGCCAUCAAAAUGCACAAUGAGCUCAUGCGCCGACAACUACGGAUUAUUGGUGGAUACGAAGUCAAGACUGAAGGUGAUGCCUUUAUGGUUGCCUUCCGCACCGUCACCUCUGCGCUUCUAUGGUGCUUCACCAUCCAAUCACAGCUUCUUGAGGUUCAAUGGCCGCAAGAGAUACUUAACAGCGUCAAUGGUCAGGAAGUCGUCGACCCAGAUGGUAAUGUCAUCUUCCGCGGUCUCUCCGUGCGCAUGGGUAUCCACUGGGGUACUCCCGUGUGCGAAGUCGACCCAGUCACAAAGCGUAUGGACUAUUUUGGUCCCAUGGUCAACCGCGCCUCACGUAUUUCCUCGGUCGCCGACGGCGGUCAAAUCACAGUUUCUUCCGACUUCAUUGCCGAAAUCCAGCGCUUGCUCGAGACGCACAUUGAGGGCGACCGCAGUAACAGUACGGGGAGCGAGGAGGCCUACGGAGACGACAUCAUGUCUCUGCUUAUUCGGCAGGAACUGCGCUCUCUCAGUUCCCAAGGGUUCGAAGUCAAAGAUCUGGGUGAACGACGUCUCAAAGGGUUGGAGAACCCAGAAUACAUCUACCUCAUGUAUCCGCACUCGUUGGCAUCCCGUCUCGCCGUGCAAAGACAGACGGAACAACAGAAGCCUCCGGCGCCAGCUGUCGAGGGCACUGCGGCCCAGAAGAUGGCGGGCAGUCAGUUGACGAUUGAUACGGAGGAUGUGUGGGAUUUGUGGAACAUUAGUCUGAGACUCGAGAUGCUGUGUAGCUCGCUGGAGAGCCCAGGCUCGACGGAACUCAAGCCCCCCGAGACGGCGCUGUUGGAAAGGAUGAAGAGCAGGGGAGGCGAAAUCACGGAUCGAUUCUUGGUCAACUUUGUCGAACACCAGAUUUCAAGGAUCGAGACGUGCGCAACCACACUUGCCCUCCGCCAUCGUGUCCGCCCCUUUGGCUCCGCGCCUCUGCUCGAACAAGCCUGUGCCAUGGGCGACAUCUUUGCCGAACUCGAGGCCAAGCUCAAACGAUUGGAGCAGUACGAGGCAGAGGCCAUGUCGGAUAUGGCGCCUUCUUGA
Plenodomus lingam JN3 is the source of this 7338-nucleotide messenger RNA. NCBI's taxonomy places the organism in Eukaryota, Fungi, Ascomycota, Dothideomycetes, Pleosporales, Leptosphaeriaceae. The record is from RefSeq and is a predicted model, not a curated record.